AUGAGCGCUCCGUUUGCGACAAAAGCGUCACCGGACUCGCCGCUCCUCCCCGCCGCGGGGGUGCCGCAGCACAUUCUGACGCACCACUCCCGCACCACCUCGGCAAGAGACGCCGCCGCACUGCAGCAGAGCUCCGUCAACACAGUCUCGACAGAUGAGGCCUCCUCAGGUAGCGUCUUCAGGAACAGUGGGAGCGGAGGCUGUUCCAAGAAGAUGUCCUCAGGCUUUUUUCAUCUCAGUUCCGCCAACGGGUCGAAGCUGCUGCAGCGGUUUAAACACAUGUGGUCGUCGCGUGGCCGCCACGCGACGCCCGUCGACCGCAACACGCUCCACGAACCUUACUACGAUAGCUUCACUGACGCGACGCUGGAAGCUGAGGCGGAGAAGCGGGUGGAUAAUUGCGCUGAGGAGUGCCACUACUACCAGUACACAACGGCGGACGGCGAGACCCACCAGGUGGAUCCCGCCGUGGUGGAGUACGAGACGGCGGACCAGCCGCAGGUCGCCGAGGCGGGGGAGGUGAUAGAGGCGGGUGUGGGCGACGAGGGCCCCCACCAGCAGGCGGAAGGCCACAACGCGCAGCAUGAGAGCGAGGCCGGCGGGUGGGAGGAGCAGCUGAACGGACACGUGCGCUUGAAGGGGAAAAUAGCGAAAUCCUUUGCCACCGAGGAGGCGAAGGCGCGGAAGAAGCUGCAGGGAGACUGCAUGAUCGUCUUGACAGACAUUGGCCGCACGUACAGGGGUCUGGCCCGCACCGCCGAGGCCGAAGCGAGGGAGUUGAAGGCGCUACAACACACUAUGAGGCACCUGGAGAAGGAGGCGGUUAGGUGCGCGAGUGCGGUGGAGGCCGAGUGGAAGAAGGAGCAUGCAGAGCUGCGCUACCAGUUCCGAGCCGGGGCGGAGUCGGUGAAGCGGCACAGCAGGCUGACAGGGCCUUCUCUGCUCAAGUGA
Molecule: messenger RNA, 951 nt
Organism: Trypanosoma rangeli
Lineage: Eukaryota; Euglenozoa; Kinetoplastea; Trypanosomatida; Trypanosomatidae
Exons: 1
Coding region: 1-951 (316 amino acids)
Source: RefSeq, a predicted model, not a curated record